Dunckerocampus dactyliophorus (ringed pipefish) is the source of this 1511-nucleotide messenger RNA. RefSeq names its product GTPase IMAP family member 9 (gene gimapl). Gene Ontology annotation, molecular function: GTP binding. The transcript is spliced from 2 exons. NCBI's taxonomy places the organism in Eukaryota, Metazoa, Chordata, Actinopteri, Syngnathiformes, Syngnathidae. The record is from RefSeq and is a predicted model, not a curated record. The coding region runs from base 87 to 875 and encodes 262 amino acids.
AGCAACGUCACCAAGCAGGAAGCUGUUCUUCCGCGCUUUAGCCGACGUAAUUGUCAAAACCUUGGAAGUUUCAGUGUUGCAACAUUAUGGAAGCAAGCAAUCACGAGCAAACUUGUGUUACUUUGUCUGGAGAUAGUAACAGCGGCCAAAAGGUGGUCUCGAAGGUCCUGGCUGAGCUGCGUCUGGUGGUUCUGGGAUGGAGGUGGCCUGGCAAGAGCCUGACUGCCAACACCAUCCUGGGAAGGGAGGAGUUCCGCUUGGAGCGCGCGGCUGAGUUCUGCGUCACCAGGCAGACGGAGGUGCAAGGUCGGCAGGUGACGGUGGUGGACACGCCGGGCUGGUACUCUUCCCAGGACACACCACUGUCCUACAAGAAGGAGAUCGCCAGAGGAGCCACCUUGUGUCCCCCCGGCCCGCACGCCUUCCUGUUGGUCAUCCCAGUGGGCAUGUUCACCGAGGUUGACCGCGCCCGCAUCGAGGAGCACGUGGGCCUGUUUGGUGAGCGCGUGUGGAGGCACACCGUGGUGGUGUUCACCUGGGCUGAGGUGCUGCGGAACAUUUCCAUCGAGCGGUACAUCCGCCGCGAGGGUUCUGAGCUGCAGUGGGUUCUGGAGAAGUGCAAGCGCAGGUACUUUGUCAUCGACAACUGCGUCUUUGAGGAACAAGCUCAGGUAGGACGCUUGAUGGAGAGGGUAGAGAAGAUGGUCGCGGACGAAGGAGGCCACUACCACCCAGAAGAGGCCGCGGACCAGCAGAAGACCCCCCUGGAUGAGAACCAGAACCCUGCCAGAGAUGUGCAUGAGUUGGACGCAAAGCCCAAACACACCUCUGGCGCGACUCUAUCCAAAGAGGCAGCGCCGCUGUCCACCGAGUGACACUCCCGAGAGGUUAGCUUCACUAGGUUAGCACUGGUGUCACUUUGGCUUGAUGAUCACAAUAUUAGAGACACCUUGAUAGUUUAGAACAAGACUCAACACGGGCCAACUUCUUGUUGUAAUUCACCAACUUGCCCACUGGGAAGAGCCACUCCAACGUGUUGUUGGGCUACGUUGUGGUGGUCUACACCAAAGAAUGUCUGUCAUGAGACGAUUAAGUGUCCUGAUAACCAAAACAAAGUAGCACAAGUCAUCAGUCAGUGCCUUUGGUCUCUGUAAGAAUCUUCCCUCUUUUAGGAAAGAAUGUGAAAGGGCUGCACUGUUAUGUUAAUGAAGAAUGAAUGUUCUUCUACUCUGACACAUCUAUUUAUUUCUAUUGUACACUGUAUUAUUGAUGCUUUGAAUGGAUGUGAAAGCCCAAUCUGUUACAUCAGGGCCUGAAAUAACUAGCAAAGUAACAAAGACAAAAGGGAAACGGCGCCUCCGCUGGUUGCUGGUGAGUGCUGCAUUCCAUUUUGGCCUAAUUGCAAUGACUCAGCAGUUAACUACUGUAAUUGUUUUUUUUUACCAGUGACUGCAGAUGGUGUAAAUCCGUGACCAAAUAGUAAAUGUACUAAUAAAGGCACUUAUAACCGA